AUGUUGCCGGCACUCACCACCAAGCCGAGGCAGGCGGUGCGUCAGGUCAAAGGAUUGACGAAUGACUCCAUCGACUCCUACUCAAAUAUGCCUCUCGGUGGUAGUGCGUCGACGGCGUACGUGGAUAACACUGAGUCAGGGAGCGGGACAGCGCACGUGUCGCCACUAGCAUCAAGUCGAGCGACUAUUAAUACAGGACGUGCAAGCGUUGCUAAGACAACGAGUGGCGAGGAUAGAGUGAUGGCUCGUGUCGUACGAGACCGAAACGCGUCAGGAGAGGAAGAGUUGUCGCUACAAACCGGAGAUGUCGUCAAGGUUCUCUCCACCAAGCGUACGGGGUAUCUCAAAUGUGAAGCAGGAGAUGAAGUAGGCUACAUACCGUCAUCUUACUUGGAAUUUCUUGACGUUUUUACUGAAGUAGAAAACGGAACUAGCAACGGAGUAAGUGAAGAAGCUCAGCGAGCAGCUGAGAAACAACGUAAGAGACAGCAGAAGAAGGAGAAGCGUAGGAAGGAGAAACGGGAAGCCAAUGAAGGUAAUGAACUGAACGAAGUAGUUCCUUCUACUGCACGCUCACCUCGUAAAGAAAUUACUAGUGGAGACAAUGAGGGCACCGACUCGCCACGCAAGCGGAAGAAGAAGGAACGAAAGCAUCGUGAUCGCGAAGCAGGUGAAGAAACUCAUAGAAGUGCAGCUAGUGAGGAGCCCUUAACCGCGAGAUCUCGAACUGGUGAGGACACGGAGCGCUCUCGUACUAGAAGCAAACACUCGAAGAAGAAACGCCAUCGAGACGGAGGCAGUAGUGGCUCUAGUGACAGUGACAGCGGGAAACGUAGUGCUCGACACGGUCGUCGACGCCGUCAUCGACGUGGAUCAAGUGGUAGCGAGUCCGAUGCAACAUCAUCGGACGCCUCGGAUGCUAGCUUCAGACGGAGACGUCGUCGUCGACGUCACAGACAUCGACGAAGCUCUAGUGAGGACGAAGAUGAGGACGAUAGCGAUCACAAACGACGUUCCAAACGUAGCAAAAAACGUCGUGAUAAAGGUGGCGACGAGUCUGAACCCGAAGAAGGUUCUCGCUCAGCUCGUAAAGCUGAGAAGAAGAAGUCCACAGCAGCUCUACAAGAAGUGGAGAAAGGAGUGAGUCAACUGGAUGUGAGAUCCGACGAAAAGCCAACGGAAGCGAAAGUCACUCCGUUGUCAAGCAAGAAAGAGGAACUUGAUCGAGACAGAGACAGAGGGAAGAAAGAGGAGACUGAACGUAGUGAAGGCUCGUCAGAAGGACGGACAACGACCGUGUCUUCAAGUCGGAAGGACGAUGAAGGUCGCACAAGUUCCGGCGCUCUUAAGAACAGCAAGGCAGGAUUUGGCAGACAAAUCGGAGAGAAGAUGCGAUCAUUCUUAGGUGGAGGCAGCAAGAAACAGCACAGUAGCAAGAGCUCGAGUGGUAUUUUGAACGCGUGUCCCGGUACCGUACAAGGCGAGGAAGGCUGGUACGAGCACGGCGAGAACGAACGCUACUACUUCGUGCUUGUCGAUGGUAAAUGGAGUCUUCUGUACGGACCUAUGACGGAGGACGAAUUUGAAGUCUUCUCCAACCGGGUGUUGGAGCAAAAUCGCCCUAUCGAGUUGCCACCAACGUAUCUACACAAGUCAGGUUACUAUCUCAACCGCGAGCUGCGUGUUCAGAGAGAGCAGUGA
Messenger RNA from Phytophthora infestans T30-4, 1701 nucleotides. RefSeq lists its product as uncharacterized. The record is from RefSeq and is a predicted model, not a curated record. Bases 1 to 1701 code for a protein of 566 amino acids. Gene Ontology annotation, molecular function: protein binding. NCBI's taxonomy places the organism in Eukaryota, Oomycota, Peronosporomycetes, Peronosporales, Peronosporaceae. The transcript is spliced from 2 exons.